Molecule: messenger RNA, 2325 nt
Organism: Knipowitschia caucasica
Lineage: Eukaryota; Metazoa; Chordata; Actinopteri; Gobiiformes; Gobiidae
Source: the annotation of a GenBank genome assembly
AUGUCCGAGAAUUCUGAAUUUAAAAUCAACUCACAGUUUGCUCAAAGAUAUGACAAGUAUCGCCAGAAAGAAGAACUACAGAAAUUAAAGGACCGUUUCGGAAACAGAGAUGAAGACAGCGAGUCGUCCUCAGAAUCCAGCUCUGAUGACAGUGAAGUGGAACUUGACCCAACGUUGGAGAGAGACUUCUAUCGAACAUUAUCUCUCCUGAAGAAGAAAGACCCAAAGAUCUAUGAGAAAGAUGUGACGUUUUAUUCCGAAGUUGCAUCCACUAGUGAUGAAAAGCCAUCAACGUCUAAGAAAACAGUGAAACCUAUGUAUCUAAAAGACUAUGAGCGAAAAGUCAUUCUGGAGAGGGAUGGCAAAUUUGAAGAUGAUGAUGAAAGCGAUGAAGAGGAAGCUGCACAGAGGGAUGAGCGAGCAGCCUCUCCUACCUACAUUCAAGAACAAAAAGACCUGAAGGAGAGCUUUCGGAAGUUUAUCCAGGACAGUGAUCAAGAGGAAGAUUUGGGUGAAGAGGCUGAGUCACAGUUUCUCACCAGAAGGAUCAAAACACAAGAGGAAAAGGAUAAAGAAGAGGCGGACUAUGUGGAUUGGUUGAAAGGCCAGGCUGAGCUGGACGACCGGGAGGAGGUGACGGACAUGAAAUAUCUGCGAGACUACUGGAAUGAUCCUGAACUGGAGGAGAAGGAGCGUUUUCUCAGGGACUAUGUCUUGAACAAAGGUUAUCGAGCAGAAGAUGAAGAUGAUGAUCGGAUUCCCACAUAUGAUGAGCUGGUCCAGGACGAGGUGGAGGACUCUGAGGAGGAGGGAGAGAACUUCCUGCAGCGGCAAGAAGAGUUUGAGAGGAAUUACAACUUUCGGUUUGAAGAACCUGAUUCUCAAGAGAUCAAAACAUAUCCCAGAAACAUUGCCACAUCGGUGCGUUCUAAAGACGACAGCAGAAAACGCAAAAGGGAGGAGGUGAAGGAGCGUAAGCAGAAGGAAAAAGAGCAGAAGCAAGAGCAGCUGAAGCAGUUGAAGAACCUGAAGCGUGGUGAGAUCAUGGAGAAGCUCAAGAGACUCCAGGAGCUGACGGGAAACGACAAGCUUGCCUUCGAUCAGGGCGAUCUGGAUGGUGACUUUGACCCUCAAAAACACGACCAGCUAAUGCAGAAAGUGUUUGGGGAUGAUUACUACGGAGGAGAGGAAGAUGAGAAGCCACAGUUUGAUGAUGAUGACGAGAUGGAGGAGCAUUGGAACUGGGAUGCAUGGACCGGAGAAGGCGGAGGGGAUGAAGAGUACGAAGACUAUGGUGAGAAGGGCCAGUGCGAACCACACUGUGAUGACGACGGCUUUGUUAUGGACGCUGACUAUGACCCAACUCAGCACGUGUCUAAAAAGCAGACAAAAAAGCAGAGGUUGAAGCUGAAGAAAGAGGACAUUCCACAGAUGGGAAAGAGGAAAAAGAAAUCUCACUUUGCUGAAGUCAUUACCAAAAGCAAGCCAGUGUUCGACCCCGAGGAGAAGACCUUCGAGCAGUACUUGGAUGAGUACUACAAACUGGACUAUGAAGAUAUUAUUGACGACCUGCCGUGUAGGUUUCGCUACAGGAACGUGGUGGCAAAUGACUUUGGGCUAACCACAGAUGAGAUUUUAAAAGCAAAUGACAAGGAGCUAAACCAGUGGGCCUCUCUGAAGAAGACUUGCAUGUUCAGGUCUGAGAAAGAAGAGCUGAGUGAUUUGAAGAACUACAGUAUCAAAUCUCGAAAUGAAAAGCGGAAGAAAGAGAUUCUCAGUUCAAUGUAUUUAGAAGAGGAGCAAGAGCUGGCUGAGGGUAAAGGUAAAAUGGGCAAGAAGCGCAGAGACCGCAUCAAAAACACAGAGAAACAGGGCAGAGACCAGGACAAGGACGACACUUCUGCACCUGCUGCGUCCGUCAGCUCUACAGCAGAAGAUGUGGAGCAGGAACAAGUCCUGAUUCCAAAGAAACAGAGACCCACAGAGGCUAAAGAGAAAGUCCUGAAGGAGACAGAGGAGCAGGUGACACCAUCGACCAAGGACAAACCAUUGACCAAGGACAAACCAUUGACCAAGGACAAACCAUUGACCAAGGACAAACCAUCGUCCACGGACAAACCAACAUGGGCCAAGAAGAAGCCCAAACGUCACGGUCUGCUGUCUGCUGCUGGACUUAAGAUUGGAGGCAGAGAAUUUAGCCGACAGAGACUGAAGGCCUAUGGGCUCAACCCCAAAAGACUGUACUUCAAACAGCUGGGCCGCCAGAGACGCAAGGAGCAGCAGAAAAAGGAAAAACAGCAGAAGACUCAAGAGAAGAAUUCAUGA